ACUUAAUCUCUUGUGUGUCUUGUCCGUCGAUUCGAUCAGCAUAGCACAGCAACGCAGCCAUGGCCUCGACGUCGGCCACAGCAUCAGGCUCGCCCAGCGAGAUGGCUACUCAGUCGAUCAAAGCCUACGUCAGCGGAGCAUACGAAGCUGGCGAGCUGCCCGAGCCACUGGCAGAGGUACUACGCUCGGGUUCCCUGACGUUGCUGCAGCUCAUCAAGUUGCUCGGCCAAUACCUCACGAGUGAGGAUGAACAGACAAGGUCAAGAGGAGUCGAGAUACUCGCACAGGUGGUCCUCAGCUUGGCACCGUCGGGCCAGGACAGCAAUGCCUCAUCGGCAGCUACUUCCAAGCUCUUCGAUCGCCAGGCUGUGCGAACUCUCACGACCUUCUUCGCCGACAAGCUUCAAGAUGGAUCCAACGUAGCAGCAUCAAUAGCAAAGGCCAACAACGCCACUGGCGAAGCUGUCCCAGGCAGUGCUCCUAGCUAUCGCUUCAAGGCAAUCCCCGUAGGCACCGAGAUGCUGGCUUCGACACUCAAUGCCCUUACUCGCCUCGCCUCCCUGCAAGGCUUCGGCGCCGAGCAAACACGUACCGUAGCCAAGGAGCUCUUCACCCACGUCACGCCGCGCGAUCAUCCUCAGGCGGUGCGAUUCUUGGUCUACUCGCUGCUCGACGCUCUGCUUUCCAGACAUAGGGCUGCAAUCAAGUCGAUGGGCGAUGACUUUUUGAAGGGAUACAUCGAUUUGGCAGAGGGGGAAAAGGAUCCGCGCAAUCUCAUGUACCUGUUCGCGAUGGAUCGGGUCAUUCUGAUCGAGUGGGAUCUCACGCCGGAGCAGGCCGAGGCCCUUUACGACAUCACCUACUGCUACUUCCCCAUCACCUUCCGUCCCCCACCCGACGACCCGUACGGCAUCUCGACAGAAGACCUCAAGAGCGCUCUUCGCUCGUGUCUAACGGCCAACCCCUUGCUCGCACCGCACGCCAUGCCCUUGCUCCUGGAGAAGCUCGCCGCAUCCGGUGGUAACACAAAGCGGGACACGUUGCACACUCUCACUGAGGCUAUGCCUGUUUUCGGCAAGGCGGCCGUCCUCGCAAAUCAGAAGAAGCUCUGGGAGGGGUUCAAGGUCGAGAUUAUGGCGGCCACGGAUGACGAGACUUCACUAUAUGCACAGCGCGCUCUCGCGUCGUUCCUUCGUACCCUUUACGGUCAUAGCGACGACUCUACCGAAGGCAUCGCAACCCGUAUCGUGGCCGAAGCCUUGGACGAGCUGCAGGAGCCCGAGAAGUCUCUCGCCAAGCCGGCGAGCGAGCUGCUGGUCGCAAUGGUCAAGGCUUGCCCUGCUACGGCUCAUUUGGCCACGUAUGCGCUGUUGGAUCAGAUGUUGACCAUGUUCAAGGAUCCGGAGGUUGUGAGCGUGCGUGGGCCCAUCCUCGGACAUAUUGCCACGCUGCUCGCGGCGUUGAGGGAGGUGUACCGGAGCGAAGACGGAGACGAGAUCGCGGGUGCGGUAGUGACACCAUCGUCAGCAGGGGUACACCAGGCGUCGAGCCUCAAGUUCGCUGCGCCAGCUUCAACCACGCAAGAGAUCGCUAAGCCAAGCGAGGAUGGGGCCGCUGCGGGAGCAUCAUCAUCAACUGCGACCACUGAUUCAGCCGCACGCUCAUACGACGGGGAUCGUCGACCCCUCGAUCCUCUGCGCGACGAGCUCCUCUCCGCCCUCAGCAACGGAGUCCGCUCCACUUCGUACCGAGCAAGCGCCCUUCUAGCUUUCGUGCAUCUCACGCACAUUCCGACCUUCCUCUCCGCCGCCGAAACGAACUAUAUCGCCCAGUCGGUCAAUGACUUGAUCCUCUCCCCGGGGGCAGACGAUGUACGCGGGGCGGCAUUGGAUGGGCUCAGGGAUAUUGCCAGAGUCAACCCAAGGGUGCUCGAGGAGACGACGUUGCCCUUGUUGUUCUCGAGAUUGCCUGAAAGGAUGGGCGGGGCGGGACUGGAUGAGGAGGGGGCGUUUGAGCAGCGAGGGGUGGUAAGGCGCGUGCUAGGCUCCCUUGCAAGACUGAGUACGGCGCCUGAGCUCUUCGAGAUGCUCGUCGUAAGGCUCUUCGCCAAGUUGGACCUGCUCUGUCACUUGACUCAGGAGGGUCAGGAGCGAGAGGCCAAUGUUGGCUACCUGCGAGGCCUCCUCGUCACCCUUUUGACGGUGUUGGAGGAGAAGGUGGCCAAGAAGCACACCGAUGUGCCCAAGUACGGCGGAACUUUGCCUGCCAGGCUAUUCACUAUCGCGCUCGAGGCUGGACGAGCGGACAAAUCCACAACAUUACCGUUGGCGAGUGAUUCAAGGGUGCUGCAAGACAUUGGACGCCUCGCUACAGUGCUCUUACGCAGUCUGGGCGCAGAAAAGCAACGAGAGCUCAACGCGUCGCUGCGUACUGCCUUUCUGAGCGACGAUGGACCGCUGAGCCCCACCUCACCAGCGCAUCGCAAAGACACGCUCUUUGUCUACGCAUCGGCGAUUAUGGCCUUGCGCAAGGAGAUUGCCAUCGAGGGCUUGACCCUGACCCAGCUUCUCACUUUCACCAUCGAGGCAACAACCAACCUACAGGCCGACGCGGGCUUCACACUUCUGGCCACACUCGUCAACAAGCAUGUAGCCGAGCCCGUCCCGGAGGAGGUGCAGAGGACGCUCGACAAUUUCUGGUCGAAAGAGGUCGCCUCGAGCAGCAGCAGCAACAACAACGAAGGCGAGGCCGGGAGAAGGCAGCGCGCCAUCCAUGCGUGGUUCUGGAUCGCCAAAGCCCUUGUCGUCAGGAACAGCAAGACGGGUGAGGCAAUGGUAGAGCGAGCACGUGUCGCUCUCUUCGAGGGCAGCGAGAACGAGAGCAACGCAGGCAAGGAAGCGGCUCGUUCCCUCUCCCUCCUUGCGCGAGCAGACGACGGAGUGCUCAGCAAGGAGAACAAUGCCGUCGUCCGCCUACUGUAUAGGCAGAAGUUCUUUGCCUACCUCGUGCCCAGGAUCAUUGAUGGCUACCACGCCCACUCAAAGGGCGACGCAGAUUCGACCUCAUCUUCAGUCUACUUGAUUGCCCUUUCCUCGCUCCUCCCGCACAUGCCACGACCUAUGAUUCAAGAGCGCUUGGCUUCCAUCUUCCCGCUGCUCAUUAGGGCGCUCGACCUUCCCGACGCAAGUGCUCGCGCAUCAGCAGCUACCACAAUCACACUUGCGGCGGCCGUGGGGAAGAAGGAGCGUGAUGCCGAGAUCAAGGCUGGUGGUCGCUCGUCCAGCGAAAAUGACGGGAAGAGCAAGCCGUUGGACCUGGUGGAGUCGCACAUCCACACCCUCAUCGACAGGCUCCUCACUCUCUGCAAGCCAGCGACGUAUUGCACCGUCCCCGUGCGAGUGGCGGCUCUUCGCUGCUUGGCCACGCUGGUGCGUUGCUUGCCCUUCUCCAGGCUGAGGGGCGAGCAGGUCAAGGUGACUAGGGCACUCAGUGCGAACGGAGUGGGAGUGGACGAUCCGCGGAGAGAAGUGAGGCAGGUGGCGGUAGAUACAAGAGCCGUUUGGGCUACGCAGCUUGUGGGGGAGUGAGAGCGAACGGGAUUGGCGACGCGUGGAGCCUGUAUCAAUACCAGCAAUAGAUGUGCAGUCCCAGUAGCG
This is a messenger RNA of Jaminaea rosea, 3656 nucleotides long. Its product is annotated as ARM repeat-containing protein. NCBI's taxonomy places the organism in Eukaryota, Fungi, Basidiomycota, Exobasidiomycetes, Microstromatales. Gene Ontology annotation, cellular component: cytosolic [4Fe-4S] assembly targeting complex. Bases 60 to 3587 code for a protein of 1175 amino acids. The transcript is spliced from 3 exons. The record is from RefSeq and is a predicted model, not a curated record. Gene Ontology annotation, biological process: iron-sulfur cluster assembly.